This is a messenger RNA of Stomoxys calcitrans (stable fly), 1392 nucleotides long. Its product is annotated as probable cytochrome P450 313a4. Gene Ontology annotation, molecular function: heme binding; iron ion binding; oxidoreductase activity, acting on paired donors, with incorporation or reduction of molecular oxygen. NCBI's taxonomy places the organism in Eukaryota, Metazoa, Arthropoda, Insecta, Diptera, Muscidae. The transcript has 8 exons. The record is from RefSeq and is a predicted model, not a curated record. The coding region runs from base 1 to 1392 and encodes 463 amino acids.
AUGAUUAUUCGCCCAUCCUCCGGUGGUGGAUUAAUAUUGAAAAAAUUUACAUAUAUUGCCGAAAUCUAUGGGAAAAAUACUUUGUACUUUAAUGGACCCUAUGCAUUUUUGGUCACAAGUGAUCCCGUAACCAUUAAGGAUAUUCUAACUUCAAAACUUUGCUUUGAUAAGCCCGAUGUUGCAUAUGCUGGAAUUAAACACUCUAUUGGCAAAGGUUUAAUAUAUGUGGCAGGAGAACAAUGGUACCAUGACAGAAAAAUAUUAAAUGGAGCUUUUAAAAGCGCAAAACUGCAAGCACUGCUACCCACAUUUAAUCGCAGAAUUGGAGGCCUGUUACAUAAUAUCGAUCGGGCUAUAGAUUCUGGCAGCGAAGUCCCUUUGCAAAGUUACUGCAUGAAUACACAAUUUUCGUGGCACUGGCAAUUUGCGAUAAAGUCCAAAGUAGAAACUAGAUCCUCAAGUUACUUGCCGGCAGCAUGUACAAAGCAAUUGGCCGGUUUGUGUGUUUCGAAGUACAUAUCUGAAAUGAUGAGCAAUGUUAUUUAUUUGAUUGGAUUUGUGCGAGCACUUGCCAGAAGAACAAUAUUCAAAGAAGCAGCAGGCACCAUUGAAGACGCCUUAGAUCUUUUGGCGGAGUCACUGAACAAUUUAACAGAACUGCGCGGAUCUGAUCCCAGUUACAUUGAGAGUACCGCAACAGUGGUCGAUACUUUGGAAAAGGCUGUUCAUCGAGAUGCCAUUACCAGAGAAAAUGCUAAAACGCAUUUGAUGCACCUGCUAAGUGGCGCUUUUGAAACAAGCCCCAAGACUUUGUACUACACAUUCAUGCUAUUGGCCAUGCAUCCCGACAUCCAGCAAUUGGCCUAUGAGGAAAUCUGUGAUAUUUUCCCCGCUGAUGAUGAUGGCGACUUCGAUGUUAAUUAUAAACAUCUUAACCAACUGGUCUAUCUCGAUAUGAUAAUUAAUGAAUCCCUUAGACUCUGGCCAGUUGUACCCCAAGUUGGAAGGCAAGUUAGUGGCAGCGAUCUGAAGCUGAGCAACGGCGUUGUCUUACCCAAAGGACUUCGAAUUAUGAUCGACAUUUACAGUUUGCACCGCAGUCAGGAAAUAUGGGGAGCAGACGCUCACAAGUUUAAUCCGGACAACUUUCUUCCACACAAUAAAGACUCAAGGCAUCAAUAUUCGUAUAUUCCGUUUACUAAAGGCCUACGAAAUUGUAUAGGGAUGCGAUAUUCCCUUAUCGUAAUGAAGAUCGUGCUGGCAAGGCUACUGAAGAGGUACGAAUUCUCAACAACAGCCAAAAUAGAAGAUCUGGUUUUUGAAAAUCAUGUUUCGCUUUAUUUGACAAACACCCCGGAACUAAAAAUUUUAAGAAGAAAGAAAAAUGCAUAA